Equus caballus (horse) is the source of this 769-nucleotide messenger RNA. It is a transcript of the gene COX4I2, whose product is annotated as cytochrome c oxidase subunit 4I2. Lineage: Eukaryota; Metazoa; Chordata; Mammalia; Perissodactyla; Equidae. The record is from RefSeq and is a predicted model, not a curated record. Gene Ontology annotation, biological process: mitochondrial electron transport, cytochrome c to oxygen.
UGGGGCGGGCCUGGCGGGCGCCAGCGCUCUGGUCCCUCGGCAGCAGCGCAUUCUCCGUUACUGGCCUGGCAGACCCGGGUCGCGCUGCCGCUGCCGCGAGCCGCGAGGGCAGAGGGCACUGUGGGGGCAGGACUCAUCCACCCCACCCCCAGAUGUUCUUCAGAGCUGCCUGGAGCUUGGUGCUGAGGAGAGGAGGACUCGGAUCGCGAGGGAUCCACAGCCCAGGAGACACCGCCCAUAGCAAGGGGAAGAUGCCCCCCUACACCAACUACCACGCCCAGCGCUCCUACCCCAUGCCAGACGAGCCCUUCUGCACAGAGCUCAAUGCGGAGCAGCGGGCCCUGAAGGAGAAGGAGAAGGGCAGCUGGACCGAGCUGAGCCACGCCGAGAAGGUGGCCUUGUACCGGCUCCAGUUCCACGAGACCUUUGCGGAGAUGAAUCGCCGCUCCAAUGAGUGGAAGACAGUGAUGGGCUGUGUCUUCUUCUUCUGUGGAUUCACAGCUCUGCUGAUUUGGUGGCAGCGGGUCUAUGUGUUCCCUAAGAAGCCCAUCACCCUGACGGCUGAGUGGAAGGCCCAGCAGCUCCAGCGCAUCCUGGAUAUGAAGGGCAACCCCGUGCAAGGCCUGGCCUCCCAGUGGGACUAUGAGAAGAAGCAGUGGAAGAAGUGACAGGCCUCCCAGGCUCCUCCUGCAGCCUCACCCCAGCCCGGAGCUGUGGAGGCCCCUCCCCUCUCCUGAACCCCAAUAAAGCUGACCUGUUGUCUCCUGCC